Messenger RNA from Paramuricea clavata, 452 nucleotides. Lineage: Eukaryota; Metazoa; Cnidaria; Anthozoa; Malacalcyonacea; Plexauridae. The record is from the annotation of a GenBank genome assembly.
AUGUCAUCGGAAAACCAAAAUCUUGCUUACUUUCCUGAUCAGCCAAUUGGCACAAGAUUGAAGAAACCCACAGAAAAGGGAAAAGCUUAUCAAUUAGAGAUUUUGAGCCAAAAACGUCAAACUUGUUACCACAAGUUGUCAAGCCUUACACAAAGGGCAUAUGAAAUACUCGAUGCGGAAAACCAAAUAAGCACGCUUGAAACCUUAGAAGAUAUACGUGAUGUGCUUGAUAAGUCGAAGGAGGAACUUAAUCAUGCACAAAAUAAUUUGUAUGAAUUGCUUAAAAAUGAGUCGGAAAGGCGCGAAUCUUAUAAUUGGUUUGACCUUCAAGACCAAGAAUUUAUGGAAUGUAGACUAAGAUUAAUAGAGCGCAUUCAAUUGUUGGAGAAAGUUCAAAGUCAAAAUAGUAUAGCCAAAUCAGUGACAUCUGGCAAAUCUCGUCGCUCAGAAGC